AAUGUUAAACAUUUUUAAACUAUAUAAAAUAUAACAGGGAUAUACUGCUAUUCGCCUCAACCUCUAUAAAUUACGUUUUUAUCAAACAUACAUGCCAGGUUCUACUUACACCUAAUAAACGUUUACACCUUCAAUCUACAAUAAAGAAAGGAAUUUUUUUUUCUUUUAAUCCGACUGACUAAAAACAUUAGAAGCCUUGUUCAAGGAUUAGUGGCAUCCUUACAUAAAGGGCAGACCAUUAAGUAGUGCAGACUGUGAGACUCAAGUUUAUGGGAACGUAUUAGAUACCUGUAUCAGAAAACUAAAGGUCUAAAAGCCUUAACAAAAUAACUUACCUUACAAUACAUGCCAUCAUUUUAGAAUAAUUUCUUUUAAUAAAGUGUUCACCUAAUUUCUGAUUUCCACUUAAGUUUUAUAAUACGCGGGAAAGUGAUGCUAAGACUACAUAACUAUCUCAUAGUAGCAGAAAAUUAGACUAUAAUCUUCCUUAAAAAAAUAAUAAUCAUAAUGUUACUAAUUUGUGAAGCGAAAUAAAAACGCAUAACACGAUACACAAGCAAUUUUUCAGCUGCAAUGUCUGAAGCAAUCGAUGCUUUCAAUCAGAAAAAAGAGGAGCUAAAACAACAGAAACUUGAACACAAGACACGUUGUAUAAAAAAAAGGCAAUGGGUUGAAACUAAGCUCACUGAUGAAGAAAUUGCUGCUAAGCGCGCCAAUUUCGAUCCAGCGGAUAGAAUCAAGAGAAAGAAAUGUGCCCUUUUGAUGGGUUACUCUGGUGCAGAGUACUAUGGCAUGCAGAGAAAUCCGGGAAUGCUUACCAUCGAAGAGGACCUGUUUGCUGCCAUGUUAAAGCAUAAAUGGAUCACAGAAGAAGGAUUUAAUCAAGCUCAGCAAGCACAGUUUCAGCGAGCUGCUCGAACUGAUAAGGGCGUAUCGGCAGCUCGACAAAUAUGUUCUAUAAAACUGCCCGAUGAUAUUGACGUGGCAGCCUUGAACGCAGAUCUUCCUGAAGUAAUUCGUGUUUUUGCAGUAAAACGUGUUACGAAAGGCUUUAAUGCAAAAGACAAGUGCAACGCAAGGACCUAUACCUACACGCUUCCUUCGGUAGCCUUUGAACAUCAUUCCAAGGAACUUAACAUGGAAACAUAUCGAAUAUCGAAUGAAGUUUUGGAGAAGAUUAAUUCAGUUCUUAAACUCUAUGAAGGAACCAAAAACUACCACAAUUUUACAAGUAAAAAAAAUUUUCUAGACCCUUCUUCCAAACGUUUUAUGAUUUCAUUCACAUGCAGCGAUCCAUUUAUCAGCCCUCAGGGUGUUGAAUUCCUCACAUUAAAGGUAAAAGGCCAGAGUUUUAUGUUGCACCAAAUUAGAAAAAUGGUUGGAGUCGCUAUAUCUGUGGUAAGAGGAAAUACCACCCAAUCAACAAUCAUUCGAGCAUUUACAGAGGAAAGAUUGGAUCUUCCAAUGGCUCCUGGUCUAGGCUUAGUACUUGACCAGGUGCAUUAUGACCGGUACAAUGAUCGUUAUGGUGAAGAUGGAAUACACCAGCCUUUAAAGUGGGACGAACUGGAACCGGAAAUAGAGAAAUUUGUUGAGAAAUAUAUUUACGCAAAUAUUUACGAAACUGAAUACAAAGAAAAGUCCAUGCUUGAGUGGUUGGAGACUCUGAAACUACAUUCAUAUGAUGUUAGAGACAAUAAACAUGAUGUGAAUGGGUCCGUGGAGAAGAAUGACGCUGCAGAGCUGGUGGCACAAUAAUAAACAUGUAUCUCUUUAAGGAUGGAAA
Eupeodes corollae is the source of this 1786-nucleotide messenger RNA. RefSeq names its product pseudouridylate synthase 1 homolog (gene Pus1). Gene Ontology annotation, molecular function: RNA binding; pseudouridine synthase activity. The transcript is spliced from 4 exons. NCBI's taxonomy places the organism in Eukaryota, Metazoa, Arthropoda, Insecta, Diptera, Syrphidae. Bases 574 to 1758 code for a protein of 394 amino acids. The record is from RefSeq and is a predicted model, not a curated record. Gene Ontology annotation, cellular component: nucleus. Gene Ontology annotation, biological process: mRNA pseudouridine synthesis; tRNA pseudouridine synthesis.